GCUGAACUUUGGGGCAGCAACAACAUUGGGAAAUUUUAGUUUUCAAGGCACAAAGCUAGUAAAAAGUGAGACAGUGUAGCUUUGUUUGAACAUUCCUCUGAUUUUGUCUAACUCUGAAUAAUUAAGUUUCACUCUGCUCAGCGGAUCCUGAUGCAAAGUUCACGUCUCUGUCCUGCAUGAACCGAGCACAAACUGUUUGCCCAGGAAAACACCUGAAAACUCAUUUCUUCGUUGUUGGUGGAUAAUUCAAGGGAGCUAUGGCCAAGUCUGGAUAUGGCUACUACCGGACAACUAUUUUUCUUGCCAUGUUUGUUGGCUAUACAUUGUAUUACUUCAACAGAAAGACAUUCUCCUUUGUUAUGCCAUCCAUAAUGCAGGAGAUCAAGCUGGAUAAGGAUGACUUGGGUCUUAUCACCAGCAGCCAGUCGCUGGCCUAUGCUAUCAGCAAGUUCAUUAGUGGGGUGCUCGCCGAUCAGAUAAGUGCCCGAUGGCUUUUCUCUAUUGGCCUCUUCAUGGUGGGUGGUAUUAAUGUGCUGUUCUCGCAGUCCUCCAGCGUGAAUGUGUUUGCUGGUCUUUGGUUCCUAAAUGGACUGGGCCAGGGCUUUGGGUGGCCCCCAUGUGCAAAAGUUCUACGUAAGUGGUUUGAGCCAUCUCAGUUUGGGACAUGGUGGGCAGUGCUGUCCUGCAGUAUGAACUUGGCUGGUGGACUUGGACCAAUCAUUGGUACCCUCCUGGCUGAGAGCUACAGCUGGAGGUUGACUCUGUUCAUCUCUGGUCUGACUUGUGUGGUCCUGUCCGUCCUUUGCCUGAUGGUGAUCCGGAAUGAGCCUAGUGACGUUGGUCUACCCAAUAUUGGAGCUAGUGAAAAGAAAGGCAAAGCAGGCCCUAGUAAGAACGAAAGCACUCUGAAGGAAUUUCUUCUGUCUCCAUAUCUGUGGCUAAUCUCCUUUGGUUACCUGGUGGUGUUUGGAGUUAAGACAGCCUGUACCGACUGGGGACAGCUCUUCCUCAUCCAGGACAAGGGCCAGUCAGCACUUAUGGGCAGUUCUUACAUGAGUUCCUUGGAGAUUGGAGGGCUGUUGGGCAGUUUAGCCGCUGGGUAUCUGUCCGACAGGGCUGUGGCACGGCAAGGGCUGCGUGCAUAUGGAAACCCCCGGCAUGGCCUCCUGCUGUCCAUGAUGGCAGGGAUGUAUGUCUCCAUGUACCUCUUCCGCACUACUGUUACUUUGGAAAGCUCAAACAUCUGGAUUCUAUCUCUGGGUGCUGUCUUUGGCUUUUCUUCUUACGGUCCAAUUGCUCUGUUUGGAGUCAUUGCCAUUGAGAGCGCUCCCUCCAAUUACUCUGGAACAUCACAUGCAAUUGUUUCCUUGAUGGCAAAUGUUGGAGGGUUCCUGUCUGGCUGGCCAUUUAGCUCUAUUGCAAAAUACUAUGGAUGGAAUACAGCAUUCUGGGUAGUAGAAGUAACCUGUGCUGUUACUACUGUUGCCUUCUUUCUUCUACGUAAUAUCCAGACCAGGAUGGGACGUGCUGUAAAGAAGACUGAUUAAGCAGCAGUAUUACUUAUUUUACAUGUACACACUCAGAUUUUAAUACAACAAUGUAAUGAUUGUAUCUCUUACAAUCUCUAUAAACCUGACAGUUGGACACUGUAUGGAUGAAAAUUCAUCAGUCGUAACUUGUAAAGAUUGUAAGGCUAGUACAGUUUGUGUAAAUGCGAGCCAAAUUAAAGUACUUGAUAUUUCUUAUUCUCAGGACUAAACACAUCAAUGUUUAUAUUCUAGGGUUGCAUAAUAAUGAACAAAAUUAUUAAUAAUUUUUAAAUUAAAAUUAUUUUACACAAAUUCAACCACUACCCACAGUAUCUGUAGGGCUUCUAAUUUUAUCCAGUUGCUGUAAUAGUCUGCACUGAACAGGCAAGUCACCUGAAAAUUAUUUUCUAAUUUUUGUGAGCAGCUUAGCCUUGGAUAAAAAAAAAAGCUUACGAUUGCUAAACUAUUUCCACUAAACAACAGGCAGUUCUCAAAUAAAUGACAUAAAUAAAUAGCAAUAAACUUUUUUGUACACCUUGCAACGUUACUGUGGACCUAAAAAAAAACUUCAUUCGUUGUUUUUCGUUUUCCACCACAGUAUAAAAGAAAAUAUCCUAAAUAUCUACAUUUAUUUCACUUUCCCUAGCCUUGUUUCAUGUCAACAAUCAUAUUACAAUGCUUAAAGGAGGUGUUAACUACCCGCAUCCAUUCUCAAACACACAGACUACCAAGAAUGGCUAGCAUUACAUUAUUAGUCACAACUGAAAACUGUGUCACUAUCAAUUCUACCUUACCUUUACCAAUAGUGACUUGAGUCAUUUUUAUCUCACACUACAUUUCCAAGGCAUCAUCAUUUUUCCACAUGACUGACUCUGGUACACGGUGUGGCAUUUAAAAAAGACAUGGUAAAAAGAACACAUUUAUAUGAGGUCGUCUUUACUCUGUUCAUCAUCCCAUUAUUACUUAGAAACAACUUCUUAGCAGGCGACAGGUAGUGCUGUUAUUUCUCAGUCUUUCAGAUUUGAGGAUGUUUUUUCUGUUCUGGUUUAGUUUUUGGAUAAUAUCAUGUAAAUAAUCAGUUAAUCUUUUCUCAUUUUCAUGUUUUACCACCACUUUAUAAUAGCCUAUUAUUUCUGUAUGUUGACACCACACCAAGUGUAGUACCACCUUAGGAAAUCCACAAACCAGACUCUAAAAUAGGAUUGAUAAAUUAUGUGAAUUUAGUGUUUUAUUGGAAAGUUCCACCCUACAUGGUAUGUACUGUUAUGCAUUAUUAACCUUAACUUGGCAGUGUUAUAAUUAGUUUGAAUCCUUCUGUUACAUUGCUGUACAGACGCAGCUAACCCACCCAAACAGUUCCUAUCCUGGUUCCUCUUCACUGAAUUUAAAAUAACUUGCUUCAGUAUUUCUCUUAUCCAAUGAUGUAUCAGCUUUUGUUUACAUAUGAACUAACACAGCAGAAGAGGCUGUGAAACCAACAGAGAUUAGCUGUUUGUUUCUAAUUGUAACAUUGGCUGCAUAAUCAGUUAUUAAAUAAAGCAAAAACACAGUAUAUACGUAUGUCUAUUCAAAGAGAUGUCCACAGAUUUAAAAUGUGCCAAGUAAGAAAAUAAGUUGGAGUGCUUUUGUGAUUUCCAUAUUGUCAUUUAUUUUGACUUACACACAUAAAAAUGUAACAACUCGGUGAAAUUUACAAUUUUUCCUACCUCAUUAUUUUGUGUUGUAAUAAAUGACUACAUAUAUUAUUGAGAUAAAUAAAACAUUUAUAAUAAAUCAA
Molecule: messenger RNA, 3306 nt
Organism: Trichomycterus rosablanca
Lineage: Eukaryota; Metazoa; Chordata; Actinopteri; Siluriformes; Trichomycteridae
Gene: slc37a4a
Product: solute carrier family 37 member 4a
Exons: 9
Coding region: 258-1547 (429 amino acids)
Biological process (GO): phosphate ion transmembrane transport; glucose-6-phosphate transport
Cellular component (GO): endoplasmic reticulum membrane
Molecular function (GO): glucose 6-phosphate:phosphate antiporter activity
Source: RefSeq, a predicted model, not a curated record